AACAAAGUUUGUGAAAGUAUUUCUUAUUUAUUGGAUGUGAGGUAAAUUUUGUGCGGUUAUUGCAGUUUGCUGUGGUUUGUCACCAUUGAAAUUUGGCAAGAGAAUUUAUACAAUGCAAAUUGUUGUUAAAUUAUUCCAAUAACUAUCAUAAAAUGGGGCCACCCAAACGUGGUGGAUACAUGAAAGGUGGAGCUUCAGGAAAAUAUGGCAAAAAGAAAAGAUUUGAGGAUGAACCAUAUUCGACAACUAAUAUUGUGGAACAAGAUGAUGAUCUACCUGAAACUGAUGGUGUUCCUGGUGCAGCCACAAAGGAUGCAGAAAAAAAUGAUGAAUCGGUUGUUACAGAUGAAUACGGAGCUAAGGAUUACAGAUCACAAAUGGAAUUAAAACCAGAUAGCUCCAGGCCUCUUUGGGUUGCCCCGAAUGGACAUAUAUUUUUGGAGUCAUUCUCGCCGGUUUAUAAGCAUGCCCAUGAUUUUCUCAUAGCAAUUUCAGAACCAGUUUGCAGGCCAGAACAUAUCCAUGAAUACAAAUUAACGGCGUACAGUCUUUAUGCUGCGGUUUCUGUCGGUUUACAAACUCACGAUAUUAUCGAAUAUUUAAAACGUCUCAGCAAAACUUCAAUACCACAAGGAAUAUUAGAAUUCAUACAACUGUGUACGUUGUCUUAUGGAAAAGUGAAAUUAGUUCUUAAACAUAAUAAGUAUUUUGUUGAAAGUGCUCAUCCUGAAGUGUUACAGAAGCUUUUGAAAGAUCCUGUGAUUCAACAGUGUAGAUUAAGGGCGACCGAAGCAGAGGGUGAAUUAGAUGACGAUGGUUUUAUAACACAAAAACAAAAUGUAAAAGGUGUUACUGCUUUUGGAUCGAAUAAAGUUGUUGGAAAUAAUGAUGCAGAGAAAGCAAAUGGAGAAGGUGAACCCGUACCUGACGACAUCGCAAACUUUUAUGAUAAAAUUGACAAAGAUGAUGACGAUGAAGAUGAAGCCAUGUUAAAAACUGUUUCAUUUGAGGUGAAGCAGAGUCAAAUUGAAGUCAUACAAAAACGCUGUAUAGAAUUGGAGCAUCCGCUGUUAGCAGAAUACGAUUUUAGAAAUGACUCUAUAAAUCCUGACAUCAAUAUUGAUCUAAAGCCAGCAGCUGUUUUGCGUCCUUAUCAAGAAAAAAGUUUAAGAAAGAUGUUUGGAAAUGGUAGAGCUCGAUCUGGUGUUAUUGUUUUACCUUGCGGUGCUGGUAAAUCUUUAGUAGGUGUUACUGCAUGUUGUACAGUAAGGAAACGAGCCCUUGUAUUAUGCAACAGUGGUGUGUCUGUUGAACAAUGGAAGCAACAGUUUAAAAUGUGGUCAACUGCCGAUGAUAGCAUGAUUUGUAGGUUCACGUCUGAAGCAAAAGAUAAGCCAAUGGGAUGCGGAAUUUUAGUCACAACUUAUUCUAUGAUAUCGCACUCGCAGAAAAGAUCUUGGGAGGCCGAGCAAACCAUGAAGUGGUUGCAAGAGCAAGAAUGGGGCAUCAUGGUCCUUGAUGAGGUACACACAAUUCCUGCUAAAAUGUUCAGAAGAGUCUUGACCAUAGUCCAGAGUCAUUGCAAAUUGGGUCUUACAGCAACAUUGCUUCGUGAGGACGACAAAAUUGCCGAUUUGAAUUUUCUUAUCGGUCCUAAACUGUACGAGGCGAAUUGGUUGGAAUUGCAAAAACGUGGAUUCAUUGCUCGAGUACAAUGUGCUGAAGUUUGGUGUCCGAUGAGCCCAGAGUUUUAUCGAGAGUAUCUCAUGUGCAAAACAUCAAAAAAAUUGUUGCUUUAUGUAAUGAAUCCUCAGAAAUUCAGAUGUUGUCAAUUUUUAAUCAGGUAUCACGAACGAAGAGGUGAUAAAACGAUUGUCUUCAGUGACAAUGUUUUUGCCCUCAAACACUAUGCUAUAAAAAUGAAUAAACCUUAUAUUUAUGGUCCUACUUCACAAAAUGAAAGAAUACAAAUUCUACAGAAUUUUAAAUUCAAUCCAAAAGUGAACACUAUAUUUGUGAGCAAAGUUGCUGAUACUAGUUUUGAUUUGCCGGAUGCUAAUGUGCUGAUACAGAUUUCUUCACAUGGUGGUUCGAGGAGGCAGGAAGCUCAGAGAUUGGGUCGUAUCUUGCGUGCAAAGAAAGGUGCGAUUGCAGAAGAGUAUAAUGCAUUUUUCUACACACUCGUUUCGCAAGACACAAUGGAAAUGAAUUAUUCAAGAAAAAGACAAAGAUUUCUUGUCAACCAAGGUUACAGUUACAAGGUUAUAACGCACCUGGCUGGCAUGGAUCAAGAGCCUGAUAUGCUGUAUAAAACACGUGAAGAACAAGGACAAUUGUUACAGCAGGUAUUAGCUGCCUCCGAUAUUGAUUGUGAAGAUGAACGCGUUCCUGGUGAAGUCGGGGGCGCUCCGAAAACCGGAGGAUUCAGAAGAAUCGGCGGUUUGUCCAGCAUGUCUGGUGCUGAUGAUGCAGUCUACUAUGAAUAUAAUAAACGUCGUUCGGAGAACAUAAACAAACAUCCGCUUUUCAAGAAGUUUAGAGGAUGAUGUGAUGUAUAAUUUAAUUUUGAUACAAGUAUAACUUUAAUAAUUAAGUUGAAAAUGAUGAAGUAAGAAUUAUUUUGUUGCAAGAGUAGCGAUUUAAUAAUAAAAACUUAACGUGACUAUAUAUAU
Molecule: messenger RNA, 2672 nt
Organism: Ctenocephalides felis (cat flea)
Lineage: Eukaryota; Metazoa; Arthropoda; Insecta; Siphonaptera; Pulicidae
Product: general transcription and DNA repair factor IIH helicase subunit XPB-like
Biological process (GO): nucleotide-excision repair; transcription initiation at RNA polymerase II promoter
Cellular component (GO): nucleotide-excision repair factor 3 complex; transcription factor TFIIH holo complex; transcription preinitiation complex
Molecular function (GO): ATP binding; DNA binding; hydrolase activity
Source: RefSeq, a predicted model, not a curated record